Psylliodes chrysocephalus is the source of this 4990-nucleotide messenger RNA. NCBI's taxonomy places the organism in Eukaryota, Metazoa, Arthropoda, Insecta, Coleoptera, Chrysomelidae. The record is from the annotation of a GenBank genome assembly.
AAAAAAAAAAUGAAAAAUAAAAAAACUAAUUGAUGACAACUUUCCACGUCUUUACAAGUUGUUAUUACACAGCUGUAUUUUAUAAUAAAGGAAACAACUUCUAAAACAUUUUCACAAAUAAUGGAUUUCCAGGAAAUAUCCGCAUCGUUGAAAGACCCAGCCGAUCUUUUCGUCAAAGAGAAAAUUGAAUAGGUACAGGUGUUUGCCGCUCUUAUUUAUGGGAUCACACCAUAGUAUAAAAAAAGGAAAGGUAGGAUAUCAACAGUAUCAAAAUAGGACGGCCACGCGCAUGACGUCACGCGUAAAGGUUGUAUAGGCGCGAAUUUAAAAAUACCGACUAAGUGUGAAGAAAAUAUAUGCUGUUUACAGAAAAUUAAAGGAUUAUAUUUUAGAAAUUACAUAAAAUAUCUAAGGAUAAUAAUAUGGGAUAGUUAAGGAAAGCGUUAUGAAAAAAAUUCAGACAUACCUACUAGGCAUAUUUUUUAAGUAAUUAAUUAAAUUAAAUUUAAAAUUUUAAUUUAAUAUCCUGCCAUUGCACCGCUGCGCAUGCGCAUCGCUCUGUGUACCUGCAUCUUCUGGCAAGGCUCAGACGCCAUUACGGCAACAAUCGUGUUUGAUUACGUAUGUUAGUAAGCAUUUAAAAUGGCACCGCUGAUCGAAAGUCCCGCCGACACUAAAAUUCGUUCUGUUAUUCUUUUUCUGAGUGCAAAAGACUUAAAAGCUAUGGAUGUUCAUCGUGAGGUCUGCAUAGAUUACGGACAAAUCAUUAUGGGCGGUAAAUGGUUAGGAAAUGGGUUCGAACAUGUAAAGAUGACCGCACAAAUGUGCAUGAUUACGUCGUUACGAGUACACAGAUCUCACUUAGAAAAUCGAUCGCUUUUAAGCUUUUUGCACUCAGAAAACAAAUAUCAGCACGAAGUUUACAGUCGGCGGGACUCUGGAUUGGUGGUGCCAUUUUAAAUUCAUGCUAACACACCCAAUCAAGAGCGAUUGUUGCAGUAUUUGCGUAUCAACCUUGUCAAUAGAUGCAGGUAUACAGCGCACAUGCACGAAAUGCUGACCGAAGCGCUGCAACGGCGGAAUAUCAAAACAGUACUUACUUAAAAAAUAUGCCUUGCAAAAAAAUAUUUAAGUAACAGGUUUCUGCCUAUUUUUAAUGUAGUAUGGAUUUGUGUGAUUUUGUGGGGCAGUUUCAAUGAACGUUUUGUUUUUGUUCUGGGCUGUUUAUAUAUUGAUGCACUUUAGGAAAAACAGCUAUGCUAAUCCUGCGUCUUUUAACCAACAUUUAUAUACUUAUUCUGGCUACAUAAUUAAUUUAUCCUUUGUGUAUUUUAAUUGUAUAAAUAGUAUUAUUUUAUUUUUUAAGUAAAUUUAUUCUCUGUCGAAUGUUUGUUAAUAUUAACAUUAUAAUUAUCAACAAAGCGCUCUUCCACGAUCGGAAAAAUCUUCCUAAACUCUCGGUGUCCUUAUCUAUUGCAUGUUGCUUAGACUGAAAACUUAACAAUUAAAUUCUUGGCAACAAUAGAUGUGACCAACGAUGAAAAAGUGCAAAGUUUUACGGUGUCUCCACGUAGCAUGAUUAAAAUUCAGUGUUGGCUGAACGUAUGGCUCUAAAGCUUACAAAAGGCUUUUAAAAUUACAUUAGGAAAGUAUAUUUGCAUUUUUAAUGCCAGUUAUUAUCAAUUUAUAAUAUAUUUUUUCUCGUGGCAACUAAGGAAAGUACGCAAUUAUUUUAAAGUGUGAUAGCAAUGUAAAGCAAACGUAGUAGGCGUUUAUAAAACGCAUGCUCGUUCCUCAAAUAAACAUAUCCCCACUCAAAUUAGUAGUUGUCUCCUUCUUUGUAAUGCGGCAGCCGAUGCGACAGCUCUGUCUACAUAAUAUUAAACACAAUCUGAAUGAUUGUAAUAAAAAAUGGCUUAGUUAUGAAUGAAUGGAUUAGUCCAGUGCUUUUUUGUCGUUCGAUGUGACUAUGAAGACUUUUGACAAGGCAUUUUAUAAAAAAUUCUAUUAAAUAACUGAUACGGGUAUAUUAAUAAUGUAUGCUCUUUGUACUAGAGGAAAAGUAGACACCUAUAUUUUUCCUAUUUCUUGUGUAAUAUUUUCUCAACAAACGCUCGAUUUUCAACAAUAACAAAUCUGGGCAGUGAUUCAAAAAAAAAAAUUAUUUAAAGUUUUAUUCCACAGUAUUGGCCUCUGAUUCAGCUAAGCAACCAAUUUGCGAUUUGUCAAUGUACGUAUCAUCUAACAUAUAAUAAUAAUCUUUUUCAUCAUCAAAUAACAGAUGAGAGCAUAUAUAUUUUUAAUACCAUAUCUCGUACUAUUAUAAUUCUUUUUUGACUUACUGAUUAAAUAUUGUUUCAUCUUGAAAAUUUGGACUUACGAACUAAUAGAUCACCUUAAAAUAUUUUACCACUGUGGAAACAAUUUAAUCUUUUAAACUGAUGAUUAUAAAACCUUAAUAUUUUAUCGCUGAUAUUAAGUUCAAAUUAAUUGUAACAUCCCCACUUCGACACACGCCAACUAGUAAAUUGCUUGCUGUUUUUCGAUGAUCGAUCUUGUACGACGAAUUGUCCACUGUUACUAUGAAUUGAGCUUUUUUUAGAAAGAUGGUAUAAAAACGUUAUGGCUAAAUAAGAAAUCAUCAAUUAUAGAUGACGAAAUUUGGCACAACUCAUAGGAACUAGCGGAGGAAUUAUUAAAGGUGAGAACAACAAAUUUAAAAAAAGAUUGGUGUUGUUGAAGAUUGUAAGAAAGUUGAGAAUAUUUUUGAAGAUUCUAUCUAGAUGAUUCGAGCUUUUGUCAAACAAAUUUUUUUGAAUAAUAUGUGAAAUAAUUUUCCUAUUUUUAUUAUUUAAAUAUGCACCUGACAUUAUUUUUUCAUACACGAAAAUUAAAAGGACUCCGAGACGAUAGAACAUUGAAGGUUAUGGCAAAAUUACUGAAAUAAAUAUUACACAUUUUUUUACUUUUUUAUAUCAUACUAGAUAGAAUCGUCAGUAUAGAAAUAUUAUUAAUUGCUUUGAAAGAUUUAGGAAUAUAUGAUAGGGAAAAUUAACAAUGAUUUACCCUGUUUUUUGCACUAUAUUAUUAUUAAAAAGGUAAGUUUUUAGUUUAUAGAAUAGUAUACAGAUUUUGUGAUUUUUUAACACGUUAGAUUGGUUUUUCACAAGUCUCAUAUUUAAAACAUUUUCAAGAAAUUAUAAAAACACUGCAUUUCAGUUUUUGGUGGAAUAUGAUCAUUCUUUUUAGACAAAUAGUCAGAUAUAAAUCAAUAAUUUCGAAUAUACAUUUUAUUCUGAUAAAAAGAUUCUGUGAAAAACCUUUUCGUUAGCUAAGAUUGCGAGAGAUAGAUAUUUUUUAAAUUUUUUGUUCUCUUCCAUAUUAUGACCCUUUGCCCAGAAAAGGGCUACUACUAUACAAUUUUUCAACAAAGUGCGUCCAAAAACGCAGUUGCACAUAGAGUGUAGUUUGGAAGCCGCAGUGCUCAGAGUUGGUUGCCUGUCGAAAUUUACGAAGAACAAUGACGCACAUUUUUUUGUUAAAGUCUCACUGUGAAAAUUUAAUUUUUCUUUGUUUAAAGUUCUUGCUAAUAUUAAGUAAGUAGUUAAUGGGCAACUUGAGCACACUUUUCAAACUGUGCAUGCAUGACAUAUGACAGCUCACAUGACAUAUGACAACUGUCAUAUGUCACACAUGCGCAGUUUGAAAAGUGUGCUCAAGUUGCCCAUUAUCUACUUGAGUCUUGCUUUACCGAUUAAGCCAUUAUGCAUACAAAUUAACAAUUUGUCUAAUAGAUUUUAAACAAAACAUUUAAGACUUGCUUCUCGUUAAUUAUUAAUAACACAGUUGCAUCUUCUUUUAAUAAAAAAAAAAAUGCAUAUAUACAGGGUGUUCCGCGAAGAUAUUACAAUAUUUUAAUAGUAUAAUCUACUAACAAUUUAGGUCUCAAAAUGGCGAAAAGCUAGUUUUUUUUUUAAAUGAUGAUUCUGAUGUAAUUCUUGUAGACAUUAUCCGUUAGCCGAGUUCAAUUUUGUGAUGGUAUCCCUUUUCAGUUCAUCUGUUUGAAACUGCCUUUUUCUAUUUAAAAACUUUUUAAUAAACGUUUUAAUAAAAAUUUUCGUCAUAGGUUACUGCAAAUCGCAAGUAGUUUUUGUGUUGUUAAGAAAUUACAUUUUUCAUUCUUUUUGUUUGUCAUUUCAACAAAGAGACCCACAUUGCAAAAUGUUAUAGACAAACCCCCCUUAAAUAGUUGAUAGAACACCCUGUUCAAAUAUUAAAUAAUAAUUAAGGAACACCCUUUAUACAAUAAAUUAGUUUGAUUCAAAUAUACCUAAAUAUAAAAACAAUCUUCAAAAUAUUUUCAUUGUUUUUGAGAAUAUAAUUCCUAUGUCAUAUGAGGCUGCUUUUCAUCAAUCAAGUUGAGUGAAUUCCGUUAUUAUUAAGUGACUGUACCAUAGUGAUGGAAUAUCUCUGUGGUACAUGGAUUGCUAAAACUGAAAAACUUAUUUCGAUACAAACCACUAUCAGUUAUUAAAGUUGUCACGUACCGGACCACCUGAACUUUUUAUUUUCAAAAAUAUUGCAGCAAAUUUUAAUGUUUUAACUUCUACUAUUUAUGUUUAACUAAAAAUGAGUGAGAAACUAUCCCUAGAGAACUCAGUCCCACACUGACGAACAAACAUACAGACUGGAAAAGAUUUCAACUUGAAUUAAAUCUCCCAAUUAGAACGGUCAAAGAUUUAAAUACAGAAAGAUAAUUAUUUAUGGUUUUAAUACAACAAGCUACAUGAAAUAAUACCUACACCAUCAGUAAAAAAAAAUCAUGUGUAUUUAAUAUUCCAAAGAAAUAAGAGAUUUAUUACAAAACGAAAGGCUCGAAAGGAGUGGUAAACAAUGAGAACUGUAGAGAACAGAAACAAAUUAAAUAGAACUACACAACAGCUAUGAAGAGAGAUAGAAAAAAUUGAAAAUGAGUCAACUAAAAAAUAAC